AUGUCAUGGUUCAGUGGAAGCACGGUACCCGUUGCUGAUUUAGAGCUGAAAAUUAAUGAAGCUACUUCUGAAUCUAUCCCAAAUGGUGAGCUUGAUUUGGCCAUUGCCUUAGAAAUCACCGAUUUGAUUAGGAGUAAGAAAAUACCACCCAAGCAAUGUAUGAGAUCGUUGAAAAAACGGUUAACUGCUACACAUUCUAAUCCAAAUUUGCUUACCCUGACAUUGAAGUUAGUGGAUUUGUGUGUUAAAAAUGGGGGAUAUCACUUUUUGGUAGAAUUAAGUAGUAAAGAGUUUAUCGAUUAUUUGGUCGAUUAUAUAUUCAAGAUUCAUUACAACACUAAGGACUCGAAUGUAAUAGAGAAUGAGGCAAAAUUUAAGGUAGGUAGCUUUAUUUUAUCGUUGAUUAAGGACUGGACGCUAGUGUUUGAAAAUCAGGCUCUGUUGAAUUAUGUCGAGAGGAGUUAUCAUCAAUUAAUGAACCAAGGAUACGACUUCCCGGAGCUGGAAGUAGGGGGUCAAUUGUCGAAUAAUUUCAUUGAUUCAGAAGCACCGCCCGAUUGGAUUGAUAGUAAUGAGUGCAUGAUUUGCUAUAACCCAUUUUCAUUGAUGAACAGAAAGCAUCAUUGUAGAUCAUGCGGUGGCGUUUAUUGUCAAACCCACUCAUCUCAUAAUUCACCUUUGGUUGCUUUGGGGAUAAUGGAGCCAGUUAGGGUUUGCGAUAAUUGUUAUGAAAAGAUAAAAUCCAAGAAUAGUAAAAACUUGAGUAAAGUGAGACAUAAGAAAACCCCUUCUCACCCAACUGGAGAAAAUUUGGAUGAUGAAGACGAACAGCUAAGGAAAGCAAUUGAAUUGAGUUUAGAGGAAUCUCAGGUACCUGUUCGUAACCAAAUACCUCCCCCUAGAUCUCCUUCACCAGUGGCAAAUAAUGAAGCCGAUGAGGAAGAUGAGGAAAUGAAAGCAGCUAUUGCAGCAAGUUUGAAGGAGUUUGAGCAACAGGAAAAAAUGUAUAAACAACAGCCUGUUGAAUCACAGCAGGCACCGUACCAAGAGCCACAAUCUGAAUUUUAUAAGCAUAUUUUGCCAUUUGACCAACUGGAUCCAUCAUAUCAAAAUCAAGUACUGCAACAACAAUUAACACCAAUAAAUCAUGUUCAACAAUAUAAUGUAAAACCUCAAGCGGAGGACUUAAGUCAACAAGAAGAAGAAUCGAUUAACUUAUUCAUCACCCUUAUGAACAACAUCAAGAAUGAUCCAUCGAAACAAGCAAAUAUUUUAUACGACUCUAAUUUAAGCGAAUUACAUGGUAAAAUAAUUCAAUUGAAACCGAAAUUGAAUAAGUCAUUAAGAGCAUCUAUUGAGAAAUAUGAAACAUGCUUAGAAUUAAAUAAUAAGAUUUCAACUAUCAGUAGGCUAUACGACCAAUUCUUGGAGUCUAAGUUAAAUCAAGCUUACGGAAACCAUACUAUUUCGACUUCAUAUGGUGGACCUAACCAACCAAUUCAAGGACCAUAUCAUAGCCAAUCGUCUAAUGACUAUGUCCCAUAUCCGCUAGAUCAAAGAGUCCUGUCACCAUCUCAAUUUCAACAAAAUCAAUCUCGAACACAGAAUUACCCACCAGCUGGUUUAUCACACCAAACUACCGGGUACAACAAUUAUCCGUCAAUUGACCAAGCUACUGAGCAAUCAAGCCAACCACCAUUGGAAUCUAUACAAGGUCCACCGCAGCUGUCUCAAGAACCACCCCCAACUUCUUUUUAUCCCUCAUACUAUCAAGAAUCUGAUCAAGAGAGCACCAAAAAUAACCAAGAUAGUAGUACCACGCCAUACUAUUCAUCUCAAAAAGAAAAUGAGAGUGAUAGAAAUGAGCCCGCGUACCCUUAUCAAGCGACGUACCCUCCUCAAGACUCAAAUGGUUCUUUCAAUCAGAACACUCCCUCUCAACCAAGCUACAAUCCUCCUUUACCUACUGAACCUUCUUACCCUCCUUUUGAACAAGAUGAUGAUGCAGAAGAUCAUGCUGCUGCUAAGUUUCCCUCAAUUAAUCAGCUUAAUUCUGAUGAACAAUCUACUUAUAUAGAAAGUCAAGAAGAUUCAAAGGUACCAACAAUGCCAUCUAUGCCCCAAUUUGAUCAACCUAGUCAGGAAUCCGAGAGAAAGAGUAAAUUGGUAGAAGAACCAUUGAUUGAAUUGUAG
Messenger RNA from Debaryomyces fabryi, 2193 nucleotides. RefSeq names its product ESCRT-0 subunit protein (gene VPS27). The transcript has a single exon. The coding region runs from base 1 to 2193 and encodes 730 amino acids. Gene Ontology annotation, biological process: protein targeting to vacuole; protein transport to vacuole involved in ubiquitin-dependent protein catabolic process via the multivesicular body sorting pathway. The record is from RefSeq and is a predicted model, not a curated record. Gene Ontology annotation, cellular component: ESCRT-0 complex. Gene Ontology annotation, molecular function: phosphatidylinositol-3-phosphate binding; metal ion binding; ubiquitin binding. NCBI's taxonomy places the organism in Eukaryota, Fungi, Ascomycota, Pichiomycetes, Serinales, Debaryomycetaceae.